GAGACCGACCCCAAACCCCGCGAGCUGGGACCCGAGGAGGGCGCCGGAGCCCCCCGCAAGCUGAAGACCUGCAGUUCCAUGACCAGCCACGGGAGCUCCCACACCUCCGGCGUGGAGAGCGGCGGCAAGGAGCGGCAAAGGAUGAUGGUGAGGAACCGGCCAGAAAUCGAGAUGCUGGUGGAUGACCCUCGGGAGCUGGAGCAGGCUGGUGAGAUGGAGGUGAGCCCCGACAUGUGCGUCUACAUCACAGAGGACAUGCUGCUGUCACGCAAGUUCAACGGGCACUCGGGGCUUAUCGUAAAAGAGAUCAGCUCCUCCACCUCCAGCUCCUCGGAGACGGUGGUGAAGCUGCGGGGGCAGAGCACCGACUCCCUACCCCAGACGACGUGCAGGAAGCCGAAGACGUCGACGGACCGGCACAGCCUGAGCCUGGAUGACAUUCGGCUCUACCAGAAGGACUUCUUGCAGUUGGCCAACCUCUGCCAGGACACAGCCCAGAGCUACACCUUCGGCUGUGCCCACGGGCUGGAGGAGGAAGGGCUCUACUGCAACGGCUGCUUGGCCCAGCAGUGCAUCAACAUCCAGGAGACCUUCCCCGUCAAAAGAACCAGCAAAUACUUCUCGUUGGAUCUCACCCACGAUGAAGUCCCCGAAUUCGUCGUCUGA
Merops nubicus (carmine bee-eater) is the source of this 666-nucleotide messenger RNA. RefSeq names its product FERM domain-containing protein 6-like. The record is from RefSeq and is a predicted model, not a curated record. The annotation marks the transcript as partial. NCBI's taxonomy places the organism in Eukaryota, Metazoa, Chordata, Aves, Coraciiformes, Meropidae. The transcript is spliced from 4 exons.